AUGUAUCUCAAUGUUCCAAGUAGACCUAUGUCUUGUAUUCGUUAUCGAUUUAAGUCUGAGAAGGAUUUCAAAGUCUUUCCUUGUAAUCAGGUAGGUUGCGUCGUAAAUCAACUCAAAGAUUCUCUUAUCGGUCAGUCGAACAAAAAGAAAUUACGUCGUUGGAAAGAUGAGACAGUUUAUAUCGUCAAAGAUGCUUCGACCGAUCAUGAAUAUCAGAACGAUGGCGAUUUCAUUCCAAUCUACAGAAGUGUUAUUGUGACUCGACGACCACGUGAGAUUUACAAGCCAUUAACUCCGGAAACAGUCAGAAGUGAACGACGACAGCCAUUUGCGUUAGUUAGUGACGUUAUCAAAGAAUAUGAACCAAACAUCAACGCGAUGCGACACAGAUUCAUAUCUACAGAAACAAGUGUUGAUCAGUCGACAAGAUAUUCUCGCAACGAUUCUGCACGAUCGACGCAAAGCUCCACAAUGACGACAUGUGCAAAACCCAAUUCAUUCCAUAAAACAUUAAAUCAUGCUUUUUCAGCGAAAGAGGACACUAUGAUUUUUAAUGAAACUAACACUAAUCUUGUACAACUAUUUUCAAAUAAAGGUCAAAGUGAUCAGGUGAUAUCUGUCAGCUCUUUCUCUAGUUUUUCACGUUUAAAUAAUGCUUAUCAACAAUCACCGCAGUACUUUGCUCGUAAUCAAAGUAAAAAGUUCCGUUCUACUCACUAUGCUCCACGUCUUUCACCGUAUCGAUCAUUGUGCAAACCAACAGCAAAUACGCCUCUUAACUAG
Adineta ricciae is the source of this 783-nucleotide messenger RNA. The record is from the annotation of a GenBank genome assembly. Lineage: Eukaryota; Metazoa; Rotifera; Eurotatoria; Adinetida; Adinetidae.